Molecule: messenger RNA, 492 nt
Organism: Porites evermanni
Lineage: Eukaryota; Metazoa; Cnidaria; Anthozoa; Scleractinia; Poritidae
Source: the annotation of a GenBank genome assembly
AUGUUGUUGUGUGUGCUUCAUGGUGAGGAUGGUCAGUGGGAAGAUAUAAAUGAGUCUACUGAUGAGGAAGCAAAGGAAGGUGGAACGGAAGACGACAGCAAAGGAAUUGGCGGCUCAGGGGAUGAUGAAAGUGAGGAGGAUAUUGUCCUUGGAGAAUUGUCAAGUGGGCCCGACUCAGAGCAAGACGCAGCUUCUGGCGAACGGGAAUUUUAUAGCAUCAAUAAAAGUGAUAAGAUAUGGUUUGUCUUUCAAAGCGAUUCAGAGGAAGAAAAAUUAUAUGGUUUUGAUUGAGUUUGCAAACAGUUGAUGUUCUUAAAAUUUAAUGCAGGUCGCUAUAACAAAAUCUAAUAAAUCAGUGUAGUAUAAUAUAUAAAUAUUUGUUAAUUUUUGCAUUAGUUACCAGUCUUUCCAUGUCUUGCUGAUUCAACAGAGACCUGGAACAUAGUAUUGAAUGACCUCUCGAAUCGUCUCGCGAAUGUGUUCUCAACACAU